GAAACUUCAGGGGGAGUGCGUAUUUCCGGUGCGCGGGGACGUCAUCUCUGGGUGCCCGGAAACAUCAAGGGAAGGAGCUCGGAGGCUGCCCGGGGGACCCCCCACAUCUGGGAGGAUGGAAGGAGAUUAUUUCAUGGGCGGAGGGGGCAUUGUGGGAGACUGGGAGGAGAGAGGAGCGGAUGAAGAGUAUACAGAAGGGGAGGAUGAUGCCGAGGUGCAGCAGGAAUGUCUGGAGAAAUUGGGAAGUCGUGACUACAUCAUGGAACCCGCCAUCUUUAACUCCCUGAAGAGGUAUUUCCAGGCCGGCGGCAACCCAGAGCACGUCAUACAGCUGCUGUCAGAGAAUUACACCGCUGUGGCGCAGACAGUGAAUUUGUUAGCCGAAUGGCUGAUCCAGUCAGGCGUGGAGCCGGUGCAGGUGCAGGAAACGGUGGAGAACCAUCUGAAAAGUCUGCUCAUUAAACACUUUGAUCCACGUAAAGCAGAUUCCAUCUUCACAGAGGAAGGAGAGACUCCGGCUUGGUUGGAGCAGAUGAUCGCACACACAACAUGGCGAGACCUUUUCUACAAGCUGGCGGAGGCUCACCCGGACUGUCUGAUGCUGAACUUCACUGUAAAGCUCAUCUCAGAUGCCGGAUAUCAGGCAGAAAUCACCAGCGUCUCCACAGCUUGCCAACAGCUUGAGGUGUUCUCCAGGGUGCUUCGAACCUCGCUGGCCACCAUCUUGGAUGGAGGGGAGGAGAACCUUGAGAAGAACUUGCCAGAGUUUGCUAAAAUGGUUUGCCAUGGAGAGCACACCUAUUUGUUUGCCCAAGCAAUCAUGUCCAUAUUGGCCCAGGAGGAACAGGGGGGAUCCGCCAUGCGCAGAAUCGCUCAGGAGGUGCAAAGAUUUGCUCACGAAAAAGGUCAUGAUGCCAGCCAGAUCACCCUUGCUCUGGGUACAGCAGCUGCCUAUCCUCGAGCAUGCCAAGCACUCGGAGCUAUGUUAUCCAAAGGAGCAUUGAACCCUGCAGACAUCACUGUGCUGUAUAAGAUGUUCACAAGCAUGGAUGCCCCCCCUGUGGAGCUGAUCCGUGUUCCGGCUUUCCUGGACCUUUUCAUGCAGUCGCUCUUUAAACCAGGUGCCAAGAUAAACCAGGACCACAAACACAAGUACAUCCACAUACUGGCAUAUGCAGCCGGUGUGGUGGAGACCUGGAAGAAGAACAAAAGGGUGAAUAUAAACAAGGAUGAGCUGAAGUCCACCUCCAAAGCAAUAGAGACCGUCCACAAUCUGUGCUGCAAUGAGAACAAGGCGGCCUCGGAACUGGUGGCAGAGCUCAGCACACUGUAUCAGUGUAUCAGGUUCCCUGUUGUGGCGAUGGGCGUUUUAAAGUGGGUGGACUGGACCGUGUCGGAACCUCGCUACUUCCAGCUACAGACAGAUCACACCCCUGUGCACCUGGCCUUACUGGACGAGAUCAGCACAUGCCACCAGCUGUUGCAUGCGCAGGUCCUGCAGCUUCUUAUAAAACUCUUUGAGACUGAGCACUCACAGCUGGAUGUCAUGGAGCAGAUGGAGCUGAAGAAGACUUUGCUGGACAGGAUGGUCCACCUGCUGAGUCGAGGUUAUGUACUUCCAGUGGUCACUUACAUGCGCAGGUGUCUGGAGAAGAUGGACACGGACAUCUCACUUAUAAGAUAUUUUGUCACAGAGGUCCUAGAUGUCAUCGCUCCCCCUUACACCUCUGACUUUGUGCAGCUUUUCCUCCCAAUCCUAGAAAAUGAAAGCAUCGCCGGCACUAUCAAGGCAGAGGGAGAACACGAUCCUGUAACAGAAUUCAUAGUUCACUGCAAAUCCAAAUUUAUCAUGAUGAACUGAUCGGGCUGUGCUGGGCAGACUGAGCCCCGGACUCCAGGGAGAACAAUCUUUCUCUACUAUGAGAAAUGUGUGUAUAUAUAGAAUUUUGUUUUGGUUGUAUUUGAGUUGUGUUAUUUUUUUUUCAACAAAUAUACAUGCUUAUUUUAAAACCAAGUCUGGUGUUCAUUUUUUACCACAAAAGUAGAGCAGCUGGAGCUGUGAUUUUUCCCUCUUUGUACCACAAUUUUAGUGUCACCGGUGUACGAGUGAUGGGAAGACACGCCGUCGCUUGUUGCUGUGCACAGAAAUGUGAACAUCGCUUGUAGCAUGUGGCUUGUGUAGCAUCUUGUUUUUAACAUACCAACACACACACGUUCCUGCUGUCGGGAGCAAUCGCGCUGCCGGGCACAGGCUGCUCAGUGAAUUGGCGGGGGCGCGUGUCUCUGGGGUGGCGUACGCCCCUUGAAUCGGCGUACAGCUACGGCGAUUCGCACAGGGGAGACAUUCUGACGUCGUCAAUUGACGCCAGGCGGUCUGGAAGUGGUUAAAUACAGCGAUGGAGGAUUAGAAUCUGUCAGUUUUUACUGCUAUCUGGAUGCCAUUAUGCAGAAUUUCCCCUCACUUCCUGCCCUGGUGACCAGUUAUGUGGAAUGGCAGUAAAAAUCUUCAGAUGUUAACCCUUCAUCACUCAGGCAGCCAUUGCAAAGCUUUUCCCGCCUUGAGUCCAAUAUUUUAAAUACCUGGAGGAGAUAUAUUUAGACAUUUCUGUGUCACUUUUUUGAUCAACAGCACCCAAAAAUACGUUCUUCUAAUCAAAUCUUUAUUGUAAAAAAAAAUUCAUCAAGGACAGCAUUUCUCUUUAAGACUUAGUCAUCAGUUUUAACUCACCAUGUUGUACAAUAAAAAAAAUAAAAAUAAGCAAUUAAUAA
This is a messenger RNA of Rana temporaria (common frog), 2769 nucleotides long. It is a transcript of the gene NELFCD, whose product is annotated as negative elongation factor complex member C/D. Gene Ontology annotation, molecular function: RNA binding. The record is from RefSeq and is a predicted model, not a curated record. NCBI's taxonomy places the organism in Eukaryota, Metazoa, Chordata, Amphibia, Anura, Ranidae. Gene Ontology annotation, biological process: negative regulation of transcription elongation by RNA polymerase II. Gene Ontology annotation, cellular component: nucleus; NELF complex. The transcript has 15 exons. The coding region runs from base 116 to 1861 and encodes 581 amino acids.